Molecule: messenger RNA, 966 nt
Organism: Fibroporia radiculosa
Lineage: Eukaryota; Fungi; Basidiomycota; Agaricomycetes; Polyporales; Fibroporiaceae
Exons: 3
Coding region: 1-966 (321 amino acids)
Source: RefSeq, a predicted model, not a curated record
AUGCCUCAUCAGAGGAAAUUAGUGUCUUCCCCGUUUCGCGGAACCCAGAUUGUCUACACUCUAGGAGAGCGCACCGACUGCCCCCCUGCCGUACGACCAUUCUCUGUCGGGUCUAUUCUAUCCACUUAUGUGCAUGUUCUCGCCUACAUCUCACCUAUUUUGCCGAGCGGUGCUCUCGACAUGCAAGCGGAAUCGCGCUCCCUCUCGUUCAACGAGUCUUCUCUUCUGGAUCUCUUCGGACAGAUGUGGCGUAGCAAUUGGGCUGAAAGCGAAGAUUGCGCCCCCUUUGACGUGACUUUUCAGGCCGCGGAAAGACGGGAGGCCAAGCUUGAAGGACGGCUCAAUCCUGGAACGUUCUAUCGGAGCUAUGCUGCCUGUAUGACCAAGAAAACCAAAGGUUCGCUCAUGCAUGUGCCUCAGGCUCAACACCUCAUGUCUCCUCUUUACCUAUCCUCCCGGUCGAUGGGGUCAUUCGAUUACACCAGCUUGCAGCCCCCGCCUGCGUUUCUUUUCCGAUCGGAUUCCGGAAAUAUACCAGCCGUAGAACGCAACGCGUUUGACCAGGACGGUCCUAGCGGCCGCCGUUGCCCUAGUGUAGGCGAAGAACAUUGGGCUAACGAUGGUGUUGUCCCUCUGUUCUCUCAAUGGCAUCCUCUCGCCUGCGGGGAGACUCGCUGCAAGCAUACUACGCUAUCCCUUGACAACCCCGGCUUUUCAGACACGGCAAGUACUGUCCCCGGAAAGUUUAAAGUGACAAAUGCAUGCCUGGAAGAACCUGAGAGCGGUAUCUGGCACGUACAUCACAUAGACUCUGCCAACCACCUCUCCAUCGUGCCGUUCUGGUUUGGAACCGAAAGGCAGCAAACGUUCUGGAAAGACCUUGGGUAUUGGCUAAGAGCAAUUGAAAUCCAACGGUCAAGGCAGGAGAACUUCUAUGAAACACGCGUGCUGGUCCCGCCGCUAUGA